Molecule: messenger RNA, 2192 nt
Organism: Metopolophium dirhodum (rose-grain aphid)
Lineage: Eukaryota; Metazoa; Arthropoda; Insecta; Hemiptera; Aphididae
Exons: 16
Coding region: 104-1846 (580 amino acids)
Biological process (GO): glutathione metabolic process
Molecular function (GO): glutathione transferase activity
Source: RefSeq, a predicted model, not a curated record
AUGGUUUAGAAAAGUCAUUAGUUCUCUCAUUUUAUUAUUAUUGAUGGUCACUUAUGGUCGUAGAGGUUAUAUUGCUAAAACACCGUAACAGUUUUCUGAAAAAAUGACUCCAACGAUAUUCAAGAAUAAUGUCAUACGUAUAGUACUAUGCAUCGGAAUCAUAUUGAUUCAUAAUUCGUCAGGAGAAAAAGUCAAGAAGAAUAUCAACUUAUACUACGAUCUUCAAAGCCCGCCAUGUAGAGCCGUUUUAUUGACUCUCGAAGCUUUGAAUUUGGAAUUUAACUUGAUACGUUUACGUCUCUUGCUUAGUGAACAACUUUCAGACGAUUUCCGCAAAAUUAAUUCCCUACACACUUUACCGGUAAUACAAGACGGUGACUUUGUUUUGUCGGAUAGUCAUGCAAUCAUCGUGUACUUGGUUCGAAAAUACGGCGGAAAAAAAGAUCAUCCGCUGUUCCCCAAUGACCCGAAACUGCAAGCGCAGGUUAACCAAAGACUGCAUUUCGACAACGGCACCUUGUUCCCGGCUUUUACAAUUCAAUACAACCCGUGGAUUUAUUUUAACGUAUCAAAAACCGAUGAAAGAGAGGAAAAAAUCCACGAAGCGCUCGUGUUUUUAGAAAAUGUUCUGAAAAAAUCUCCUUGGACAGCCGGUGAAUCAAUGACUGUGGCCGACUUUUCUUUGGUUGCCACCAUUACGACCCUUAAGGUUGCCGGUGUAGAAAUGAAGAAGUACGACAAAAUAAAUGAAUGGCUUAUAAAGUGCUCGACUUCAAUGGAUGGAUACCAAAAGGCUAACCAAGAGGGAAUCGAUUUUAUCAUAGAUAUGAUAAAAAGACUGGAUAAGAAAUUUAAAAGGUCACCUCCAACAAAAAGUCCACAAUACCCCAGAAUUCCAGCUCACCAUAACCUUAUAAAGGUAGGUGGUGCACCACAACAUUAUUGGGCGCACACGAAUUGCGUACCAAAACAGGUUGCCGGCGUUGAUUUGAAGAAGUACGACAAAAUAUUUAAAAGGUUUAUAAAGUGCACGAAUACUAUGGACGGAUAUGCAGUGGCUAAUCAAGAGGGAAUCAAUGAACUCGAAGCUACGUUAGAAUUUGUGAAUGAGAAUGUGAUUAGACCUCUGGGAUUUAUGGUCAUUAUCAAUAUGUUAACAAUAAAAAAACAAAAAGUCGAAAAGAACAUCAACUUGUACUACGAUCCUAUCAGCCCGCCAUGCAGAGCCGUUUUAUUGACUCUCGAAGCAUUGAAUUUGAAAUUUAACUUAAUAUACAUACAUCUCUUGGAUAGUGAACAACUUACAGAAAAUUUCCGCAAAAUAAAUUCUCUACACACUGUACCGGUAAUAGAGGAAGGUGACUUUGUUUUGUCGGAUAGUCAUGCAAUCAUCGUGUACUUGGUUCGAGAAUACGGUGGAAAAGACGAUCAUCCGCUGUACCCCAAUGACCCGGAAAUUCAAGCGCAGGUCAACCAAAGACUGUAUUUUGACGACGGCACCUUGUAUCUGGCUUUUAGACGUCAAUACAACCCGUGGAUUUACCGUAACAUACCGAAAACCGAAGAAGGAGAGAAUAAAAUCCACGAAGCGCUAAGGUUUUUAGAAAAUGUUCUGAAAAAAUCUCCUUGGGCAGCCGGUGAAUCAAUGACUGUGGCCGAUUUCUCUUUGGUCGCUUCUAUUUCGACCUUUAAGGUUGCCGGUGUUGACUUGAAGAAGUACGACAAUAUAAAUGAAUGGUUUACAAAGUGCGAGAAUAAAAUGGAUGGAUACAAAGAGGCUAAUCAAGCGGGAAUCGAUGUAACCGAUAAAAUGUUAAUAUCUCUGAAUAAGAAAUCGGCAAACUAACCUCAAACGCAGAGUCUAUAAUUAUAAUAUGCUUUUCUUUUGACAAAAUUUCGAGUGUCGUGUUUUAAUUACACAUUUUUUUGUUUGUUUGAACUACUCAAUUACAUAAUAUUAAUUAUUGCUUUUUACAAAUUUUAAAAUAUAAAUAUAAUUUCGUUUGUACGAAAUUACUUUUGCCACAAAUUGUGUGGUAGGUAGUGCGUAUAGAUGAUAACCUAAUUAUAUUAAAUAAUAUUUGGAUAUACCUAUUUUUAGUUUAUAUUAGGCUAUCUGAUAAAUCGUAAAAUGUAUUUGCUGUCAAAAAUAAAUGAAUAUAAAAUAUAAAUCUUAAUGUGUUUGUAUCGAA